Leguminivora glycinivorella is the source of this 4971-nucleotide messenger RNA. It is a transcript of the gene Myo61F, whose product is annotated as unconventional myosin IC. NCBI's taxonomy places the organism in Eukaryota, Metazoa, Arthropoda, Insecta, Lepidoptera, Tortricidae. Gene Ontology annotation, biological process: actin filament organization; vesicle transport along actin filament. The record is from RefSeq and is a predicted model, not a curated record. The transcript is spliced from 22 exons. The coding region runs from base 324 to 3425 and encodes 1033 amino acids. Gene Ontology annotation, molecular function: microfilament motor activity; ATP binding; actin filament binding. Gene Ontology annotation, cellular component: actin cytoskeleton; plasma membrane; vesicle.
GUCCUUUGCCCACUCUCGCAACGAGACCAUGUCACGCGCGCGGGUUUCAAACUAACUGGCCGUUAACGAAAUACGUUUCGAAUUUAGAAUCGUUAACUUUUUAAACAAGUGUGUUUUGUUUUUUUUUUUAUUCAAAAAGGGCUGGGAUUUUUUUUCCGGCCAGCGUCGAAAGAUAACAAGUGAUAGUGAUAAGCGAUCGAUCUGUUUGCCUAAUACGUUUUCGGCAAAGUAAAAAGUGUAGUGCAGUGAUGCAUCGUGUGGGAACUUGGAUUCGGGUUCUGGCUUAAGCGAGAUUGCUGCGGCCGGUAUCUGUGGCCGGCGCCAUGGAGCACGCGCUUCAACAUCGCGAGCGCGUCGGCGUUCAGGAUUUUGUGCUGCUAGAGGACUAUCAGUCUGAGGCGGCCUUUAUUGACAACCUGAGGAAGAGGUUCCAUGAGAACAUUAUAUAUACUUACAUCGGCAACGUGCUGAUCUCCGUGAACCCUUACAAGAACCUGCCCAUCUACACCGAGGAGAAGAUCCAGCAGUAUUACAAGAAAGCCUUCUUUGAGGCACCUCCACAUGUGUUUGCGAUCGCCGACAAUGCCUACAGGUCACUUGUUUACGAACACAGGGAGCAAUGCAUACUGAUCUCAGGUGAAUCUGGAUCUGGAAAGACUGAAGCCUCAAAGAAAGUUCUAGAAUACAUCGCAGCCCGCACCAAGCACCUUCGGACCGUGGAGACGGUCAAGGACAAGCUAUUGCAGACCAAUCCUUUGCUGGAGGCCUUCGGCAACGCCAAGACUAAUAGAAAUGACAACUCCAGUCGUUUCGGAAAGUACAUGGAUAUACAGUUUAAUUAUGAAGGCGCUCCCGUUGGAGGCCACAUCCUCAACUAUCUGCUGGAGAAGUCGCGCGUGGUGAGCCAGAUGGCGGGCGAGAGGAACUUCCACGUGUUCUACCAGCUGCUGGCCGGCGCGGACCAGGACAUGAUGAACGCACUCCGCCUGCAGGGGAGGCCCGAGGCAUACAAGUUCUGCAACACUACGGAUUCGCACACGCAAGCUUCCAAGAUAAACGACGCCGACCAGUUCCGCACCAUCCGGGACGCUAUGAAAGUCAUCGAAAUCGGUGAGGCUGAGCAAGCCGAAAUCUUCCAGAUCGUGGCCAGCGUACUGCAUUUAGGAAAUGUGAAGUUUAUUCAGAAUGACAAGGGAAAUGCGGAGAUUUUGACCCAUGAUGCUAGCAGUGGGAAUGUUGCUGAGCUCCUCAAAGUGGAUCCCACCAAGCUCCGCUCAGUCCUCACCAGCCGAACGAUCGACGCACGCGGUGACGUUGUCAACACCCCACUUGACGUCGAGCAGGCUCAGUUCGCCAGGGACGCCCUCGCUAAAGCCAUCUAUGAUAAACACUUCAGCUGGCUUGUGAAGAGGCUGAAUGCCUCACUAGCUCCUGCCGAGUAUGGAGCUAGGGACUCUGUUAUUGGUAUCCUGGAUAUCUACGGAUUUGAAAUCUUCCCGAAGAACUGCUUCGAGCAGUUCUGCAUCAACUACUGCAACGAGAAGUUGCAGCAGCUGUUCAUCCAGCUGACCCUCAAGCAGGAGCAAGAAGAGUACCUCCGCGAGGGUAUCGAGUGGGAGCCAGUUGUCUACUUCAACAACAUUGUCAUCUGCGACCUUAUUGAAGCCCGUCACCAAGGUAUUAUCUCGAUCCUGGACGAUGAGUGCCUGCGGCCCGGAGACGCUACAGACGGCAGCUUCCUCGAGAAACUGAACCAGCGUUUGGACAAACACAAACACUACAAGGGCCAUAGCAAGGUCGACACCAAGACGCAGAAGCUGAUGGGACGAGAUGAGUUCUGCAUCGUCCACUACGCCGGUGAAGUGACGUACAGCGUGAAUACCUUCCUUGAGAAAAACAACGAUCUUCUGUUCCGAGACAUCCAGGCCCUCAUGGCUACUAGCGGGAACACCAUCGUCGAGCAAUGCUUCAAGGACGCCAACCUAACCAGCAAGAAGAGGCCCGAGACCGCCAUCACGCAGUUCAAGAACUCCCUCAACGACCUCAUCAAGAUUCUCAGCAGCAAGGAGCCGUCUUACAUCCGCUGCAUCAAGCCCAACGACUUCAAGAUGCCUAUGCAAAUGGACGAGAAGCUGAUCUCUCACCAAGUCAAAUACCUCGGUCUGAUGGAGAAUUUGCGCGUGCGACGCGCCGGCUUCGCCUACAGGCGUACUUACGAGGCCUUCCUCGAAAGGUACAAGUGCCUGUGCGCAGAGACGUGGCCGGUGUGGCGCGGGCCGGCGAGAGAAGGCGUGCAGAAGCUCGUUGAAGUCAUGAACUACGAGCGUGAGGAAUUCAGGAUGGGCAACACAAAAAUCUUCAUCCGCUUCCCGAAAACCCUCUUCGAAACCGAAGACGCAUACCAAAUCAAGAAGAACGACAUUGCCACCAUUAUUCAAAGCCGUUGGCGCGGAUACUGGCAACGCAAGCGGUACCUUAGGAUGAGGGCAGCCGCCAUUGUCAUACAAAAGUGGGUGCGAAGGUUCCUGGCUCAGAGACUACUGGCUAGGAGAAAGAAGGCUGCUGAAGUCAUCAGGGCUUUCAUCAAAGGUUUCAUCACCCGCAAUGGUCCCGAGACGCCGGAGAACCGCCGGUUCCUGGGGAUCGCGAAGGUGCAUUGGCUGAAACGACUCGCCACCAGACUGCCCACCAAGAUCCUGGACCUUAGCUGGCCCGUUCCACCCGCCACUUGCCAGGAGGCCUCCAAAGAGUUGCAGAGGUUGCACCGCGCAGUUCUCUCCCGCAGGUACCGCCUGGCGCUUUCGCCAGAGGACAAGAAACAGUUCGAGCUCAAGGUUCUCGCCGAGCAGAUGUUCAAGGGCAAGAAGAACAGCUAUCCAGCCAGCGUGCGCCAUCGCUUCGUAACGGACCGCCUCUCCAGCGAGCUGCAAGUCCUCAGAGGAACCUUCAUGGCUUCAGCUGCCUGGCCCACGGGAGAGAAGCUCAUCUAUUCCAGCGAAGCCAUAAAAUACGACCGACGAGGCUACAAACCCCGCGAGCGCGCGCUUCUCGCCUCCGACAAGGCUCUAUACGUCCUCGACGCCGCUGGAAGGAAAAGCUUCAAGCUGAAACACCGGCUGCCACUCGACAAACUGAGGGUCAUCGUCACCAAUGAGACGGAUAGCUUGGUGUUGAUCAAGAUUCCACAGGAACUGAAGAAAGACAAGGGUGACCUGAUCAUCUCGGUGCCGCAGCUGAUCGAGGCGCUGACCAUCGUCACCGACUACACUAAGAAGCCGGAGCUCAUCGAAAUCGUUGACACUAGGACCAUCGCGCACAACCUGGUGAACGGCAAACAGGGCGGCACCAUCGAGGUUAUCAACGGGCCACAGCCAGCCAUCCAGCGCGCCAAGAGCGGCAACCUGCUCGUGGUGGCCACUCCAUAAAGCACCGACCAGUAUUGAGAUUAUUAAGAACAACGACUCUUCCUCUUUUAUAUUUUAUAGUAAUAAUUUAUUCUUCGUCUAUCCCUCGUUAUUUAUAUCUAAACGUCACAGAAACGAGAAAUUUAAAAGACUUAAUUUACAUGAAAAAUUGUAAAACCAUAAAGUCAUCCGAAAGUGCCUUUUUAUGAAUGUGGCAGCGCCAUUUUUUACUGUAAAAUGUUAUAAGUAGUAGAUUUUCCUCAAUUACUCCAAAAAUUAAAUUUCAUCAAAUACUUAUCAAUAAAAUUUUGAAUCCAAUUAUGUAAUUAUGUGUAAAAUAUUUUUUAUCCUAUAUUUAUUUAAAAUCAAUGUUGAAACUUAUUAUUAUUUAUCGAAGUUUUACAUUUUGCAAGUGAUUAAUUGAUUAUAUUUAAACCAUAAAACUAAAUAAUUAGUAGGCAUAUGUAGGUCAAAAAAAUCAACAAAUACAAUGUUGACAACUUUCCUUCCUCUUUUUAGAAGAGUUAUUAGAAACGGUGUUCUAAAAAUGAAUGUAGGAAACAAAAACUGAUCGAUAUGUAGGAUAUUCGCCUUUGUUCCUACGGCAACUAGGUCAGAAAAUCCUUAUUAGGUAUAUUUCAUACCUAUGUAUAUCUGAAUAAGUCACUUGCAGAAUGUAAAGUUUUUAUUAUUAUUAUUUACUUUUAAAUCGCAUUGUUUUCUGUUAUAAUGCUAUUAUACGAAUAAAGUUUUUGUAUGGAGGUAAUUUCUAACAUAUUUAAUGUUUACAAAUAUUUAUAUUUGAUAGUGAGAUAAUUUUAUAAAUCUACGUACAAAGUACUUAAGUUAACUUUUUAUAUGCCAUACACUAGCUACGUAAGGAUCGCAAAAUGUGUCAAAAGAUUAUGAACUUACUGAUAUUUAUUUUCAAUUAAAAUUCAACCUUAAAUCUUAACCUCUACGACACAUUUUGCUCUGUUGAGAUGUAAGCUGAAUCAAAGGUGCCUAUAUCUUGUAGUUAAAAUUUUCUACUAACUGGCACUCUUAAAUUCUUUACGCACCUGUAUUGAAAAUAAGAACUGAAACCGACACACGUUUUAAAUCCUUGUGCAGCCAAAAACUCUAACUCGUGUUAAUCGAUGUCACAGAGUGGCAAAAAAAGAGUAGAAACGAAAUUUUUUUUUUAUCACAGCAACACUUCCUGUUCUCAUACAAAAGUGAUUCAAUAGUUGCCACAUACAGAACGGUUUACAUAGACGGUGGCGCCCCUAUUAAUUUCUACUCUAUCUUGCCAGACUGUACCGCCUACCGACAACUGCAUCUGAGGUUGAAAGAGUACAUUAAGCUUGAGUGUAGAGGAUGCUUAAGGUUUAAGGUACUAGACCAUCAUGAAGUUAAAUUACUUCUAAAACUGUACUUCUACUGUUCGACUCGUGUAUGAUCGUGUGUCGGUUUCAUUUAAUUUUAUUUUAAGCCAUAGUUUGAAUGGUUACAGGCGAAAAUGUGCCUUAGAUGUUUAAGCCAGUGCCUUAACAGUCAUUUGAGUAAAUAAACGUAUUUUGGUAAA